AUGGCUUCCUAUAAGUCACAACUUCCUCCAUCAAGGAGAACAGAGGAAUACGCGCCAACUACACGGUUGCCGAAGCGGUCUAUUGCCCCUACUACUGUCACACCUCAGCUUUCAGCUAGCAGCCAGUCCAGGCUGCAAAAGAGGAGGCCUUCGCGUGAUGAGCCAGCACAGUCAGAGAGAGGACUACCGGAUCAAACAGAGCUUGCGCGCAAAUUUGACCCACGUCAGGCAUCAAGUACAGCGACGCCCACCAUUCGAGCUCCCGGAUUCACAUCGUACAAAGCAAGGUCGACGAGUUCAUCCUCUCGGUUACCAAAGUUAGAAGUGCCUGUUCAUGCGCGAACACCCUCUCUCUUCUCAGGAUCAUCCGCAUCAACUAUCGAGAGUCCACGAUCGAAUGUAUUGAAGAGGAAGCAGCCUAGUGUCGGGGUUGCAAGCAGUCGACACGUUUUGCGGACUCGAGACGACUCGAUGUCUUCCCAAGAGGGCGCUCAACAAGGCGAAGGUAUUCCAGGAGGCUACAAGGAUCCAUUCUCUGAGUCUGUAUUUGGCAUCUCGUUGCCACCGCCUUCCUCGACCACCUUGGCCCGUUCAGAGCCGGAGCUCGAGUCUCCGCCAAAUGGCAUGUACGACUACGACCUCGGUCCGUUAGACAUCCUGCCCGUUCCCACUCCUCAGUAUGCUGUUUCAGCGACGCCAUCGACACGAUAUGCAGAUUCUCCGGGCGCUUUUAGCAUCUCGUCAACUGCAACUUCCAUGACCUCGUAUUCACCAGCGACUGCUUUAUCGAAACCCACACAUCGAGUGAGACAAGUCAGUCCUUUAGAAAGCCGACCGCCAGUACGCCGCCACCGGGUACCCGAGGAGCCUGACACCCGAACCACGCACGGGCUGUCUACUGUUCGCGAAUCAUCGACCUCUUCUUCCUCAGCUUCUACGGUUGUAGAUCUGGCCAAAAAACACCUGCCCGCAGUACCGCAAAGCCCGUCAGCUGGGAAGCCAACUCCGACAGUACAAACCAGGCCUCGAGUGCAACCUGUGCCAGAGCUGGCUCACUUGGCUGACCCUUCUCCUGUAUCACCGCCAAGCUUGCACCGACCAUCUAGGCCUAGCAGAGAUGGCACUCCUGAGAUUCUCGGGCUUCGAGAUCCGUCUCCAAUCAUUCAAAGCAACAUGAACAGCUUUCCCACUACACACAGACGGACUAGCUCUACAGACUCGAAGUUCGGAUCGAUUUCUGCGGCAAGAUCUCGUAUGGGUGUCCCUUCCAAGCUCUCCACGCGCAAUCCUUCGCCGGUUCCAACUUCCAACACCCCUCUCACUGCCAGCGCUCUGAGACGUGGACCGACACCAGACAACCAAAAGGAACGUGAUACGCGACGGUCAAGCACUCUUCCCGCCCCUACACCAGCUCCUAGUCCAAGUAAAACCUCGAAAUUUGGCUUCUUCUCACGACGCACAAAGACCGACCCGGCUCCGCAUGCCAGCAAAUCCGAAAGCAAACUUGUGCGAAAGGGGCCUGUAGCAGGAACUGGGCACGAAGGUUAUGGGAAACAUGCUUCAAGAGGCAGAAGCAGCAGCUCAAUUGGCGCAAGUGUUGGACGGUCAGCCAGCGCAGGCACAAUGUCCGAGAGUCUGACCCAGACACCUUCAACUCGCAAGAGCAGUAUGACAAGCACCACGAGUGGCGAGAUGGAUGACUUUUUCCUCAACAGACUUGCACCUGUGAUCUUACGAGGGGCUGGUAGUAGCUCAGAGCUGACACGCAGUCCGGAACCCAUGCACAGCAGUAGCAGCCUUGACAUUUCCAGUCGCCCAAAGCAAGUGAUGGGUAACACAACUAGCGUCACCUCUGAGUCUGGCCAGGACAAGACUCGAUCAAAGUUGCUGCCCUCGGCUAUGCCGAACACCGCGCGCAGUAGCUCUCCGGCUAAGAGGAUGCUCCGGAGGCCAUCGGAGAGCGACGAUGAUACAAAGAGGUCCUUCUUACCUACCCUCGCAUCUAGGCGCACCUCGCGUGUUGUGAAGCCCGCAGAGGGUGUUCUCAGUCCUGCAGGGCGUCGUAGCAUCUCCAAGUCACGCAAAGACUCUGCAAACGACGAGGGCACCUGGCUGAGAUCGUCGAAAAAGAACAAGACCGACAAAGAAAAAGAGCGAUCUAAACCCUCAAAGUGGAACUUCUUCUCCCGCGCCCACGCAGCCCCACGAGUUGAGACACCCGCGGUCCAAGAGGCUACCACCGCAAGCCCUGGACCCGGUUCUAGAUCUGUUGCGCACUACGCGAUCAUGGAUGCACAGUCUAGUCUCAACUUGGAGGAUAUUGAGCAGCUGAUGAAGGAAGCAGCUGGUAAUACCGACACCGAAAGUGUAAUGUCUGACAACGAUUCCAUGCGGAAGGAGCGUAUGCAGUCAAUGCUUCUGCCACCUAAGCCGAUCUUGCCAGCAUUCGCCCCGCCUUCACGCCCCGCUUCACCCAAAGUCGUUCUGCGGCCAGAUCAAGUACCGCAGCGGUAUGCCAACUUAACGGUCAACACCAAACUGCAGCCUGCGCCUGGACUAUCCCCAAGAAAUUCACAAGCUGGCACUAUCUUCGAUCUUUCGCCGCCAUCGUCGCCCUUCACACUGCGGCCGCUUGCACAGGAUGAAGCUUUCACAAAGAGCACACCGGCUUUUGCUGGUUCCUCCCAGCCAUUGGAGCGUAUCGAACCAACCCUUGAGAGUCUUCCUCCAUCGAGCCCAUCCCCUGCGAGUCCUCCCCCCAGACCGAGUCGAUUACCACAGGUUGGGCGCAUCCCUCAGGUCAUCUCAAGCCGUGGAAAGCCACGUCGACCUUCCUCGAGAUCGUUCUCGCGACCCUUCGCCAGUGAUCAGCCUCGUCCAACGGCAUUGCCACGCACUUCCUUUGACUCGAUUGGUUCGGUUGUGACUACAUCUGGACCUGUUGAAUCCUUCCCAAUACUGCAAGGGCUCGGUGCUCUCUCACAUGGGUCGGCCAUUGCGACCAUAACCCCUUUCGUCGAUGAGUCUCGACAAAGCGAAUUCUUCAAGUUUCCACCACGCAAGGAUUCUGAGGUCUCCUAUUCCAGCAGCUCAGGCGUUUGGAGUUUCGCUCCUGUCGCUGGUACUGCUGUCGUACCUGCUACAGAAGCUCCAUUAUCAGACGAUGAGCUCUGGAAUGAGUACGACGAUCUCCUUGACCAGGUCGUCUCCCCUGGGGGCACUGUAAAGAAGACAGUAGCCCGCAGCGAACACCCUUCACUCGAACCACUGCCUCUAAACACGAAGACCUCGUGCAUCUCGAUGCUCUCUGGCACCUCGGAAAAGGCAGCGUCGAUCCCCUCAGUGCAUCUUCGCCGUUCUCGCUUACUGGCAGCCUUGUAUGCGCAGUCUCCCACGUCUUCAAUGGCCUUAUCCGAUGUUAUCAAUGACUACGGCGAGCGUAAGCUUAGUAUUGUCGACUCUAGCACUGGUCGAUUGAGCCUACCUCUCAGUCCCAGCUUGUCAACAUUCUCCACCCAGAGGCGCUCGACUCGGACCAGUCUACCAGCGUCUUUGCCGUUAGCAGAUAGACAGUCCAAAGCAACAAUUGCCUCUCAAUCAGAUAAUUACUGCGACUCUGGCGUCGCGAGUCGUUAUAGGGACACGCGCCGAAUGGAUAUCGCUGAAGCGCAAGCGUUUGGCCAUGCAUCCAUGGCUGAUCUUCGAUUCGGUGCCCUGAUGACGAGCAAGUGGCUGUCCUUUGGCCGUGUGCUUUUCAGUCCUGUGCACUUCCAGCUCAAGGAUGUCAACGAAGACCGCGUUCUAGUCAUCGACGGUCUUGGCAAGGAUUGGUCUUACUACUGCGCUCUUACCUACUCUGACGCAGCUGUGUACGACCUGGGGCCUGCUCCAUCGUCUUCUGCCUCAGCUGACAGAGCUUCUGGUCUCCCCAACCACCGCCAUAUCCGCCAUUCAUCCCUCAGCAACGCACUCCCGUAUCCCUCUAACUUCUUCGCAUGUGUUGUCCUACGCUUCCCUUCAGCGCAGCCAUCCUCCGUCCACAACUUCCUCCUAUCCGAGGCCAAGCGAGUGCUUCGUCCCGGUGGCUUUCUCGAGUUCAGUGUCCUCGACCUGGACCUCGUCAACAUGGGCAACCGUGCUCGACGCGCUGUGCGUCAACUAAAGAUGGAUAUUCACCGCAUAGAUGAGACCAUAUCACUCCGCAACAUCAGCGAUGAAAUCAUUGCAAGCCUCGGCCGCAAGCGUUUUGUUGAAUGCAAAUCCUGCAUCGUCGGCGUGCCAGUCGCCGGAAACUUGCCUACCCCCAGCGACGUCAACCAUCCCAUGAGAAAGAACAGCACAGCAAGCUCACGCAGACGAGCUGGUAGCCAUGUUCAGCCUUCAAAGGUGCCGAAGCCCGAACCAUCUUUCUCCGAUCUUCUCAACGCCUCGACCCCCUCCGAAUCUACCGACAAAGGCAUCGCUGAGAAAGUUGCCCGCGUCGGCCGCUGGUGGUACUCGCGCUGCUACGAGAGCAUUGUCUUGCCUAACGGGGAAGGGCCGGAUGACGCCCCACUUGGCGACAUUCUCAGAAACAGCAUCUGGCGCGACGACAACCUGAUCAGCGAGUGCGAGAAGCUCGGCACCAGCUUCCGCCUCCUCAUCGGCUACGCUCAGAAGCCAGAAGUUGGUGUUCGGCGUACCGUUAGUGUGUAA
Messenger RNA from Ascochyta rabiei, 4695 nucleotides. RefSeq lists its product as uncharacterized. The record is from RefSeq and is a predicted model, not a curated record. The coding region runs from base 1 to 4695 and encodes 1564 amino acids. NCBI's taxonomy places the organism in Eukaryota, Fungi, Ascomycota, Dothideomycetes, Pleosporales, Didymellaceae. The transcript has a single exon.